Messenger RNA from Striga hermonthica, 642 nucleotides. The record is from the annotation of a GenBank genome assembly. NCBI's taxonomy places the organism in Eukaryota, Viridiplantae, Streptophyta, Magnoliopsida, Lamiales, Orobanchaceae.
AUGGAAAGACCUCUCACUUUUAAGCCGCUUACCAUCCAGAAUGAGAAUUCUGCCGUCCAUCGUAAAAAGGGUGCAGUUGAUGGUAAAUCAAAGACUUCCAAGGCUGCUGCUGAUAAGGGUGGAGUUGCACUUAAAAGCCGUAAAGCUCUGAAUGACAUCACAAACAAGUCGUGCGUUAAAGUUGAAGCAUCCUCUCUAAAGAAUAGCACGCAAAAUAUAAAGCCGAAUACUGUGGAAGACAGAUCUUUGAACCAACAUGUUACUGGAGCUGAUAAAUUGUCUAAGAAAAAGAUUUCUGUCAGUGAGAAACUUAAUGUUGCUGAAGAGGGUUUCUUGCAUGACCACAAUAAAUGCAUUGAAGCACAAAAGAACGGGCAGGACCUUAAUUUCUGGGACACGGUUCUUCCUGGACAUGAUUCUGCAGAGUUGAUAAUACAACAAGAAAAGAGUGAGGCUUAUACAGAUAAUAUGUGCUAUCACCCUGAAUUGGAGGAGCUAUCCAUGAUGGACUUUUCUGAUUGGUUCGAGGCUCAUUGGAAAUCGCUUCCGUCUUCACCAAUAUGCUUGGAUUCAAGGCCAUCUUUUUUCUCAUGGGAGCUCGAGCAAUUUGAAUUAACUCUCAAGGAAGACAACAGUAUGUGA